Molecule: messenger RNA, 1872 nt
Organism: Fusarium coffeatum
Lineage: Eukaryota; Fungi; Ascomycota; Sordariomycetes; Hypocreales; Nectriaceae
Exons: 2
Coding region: 1-1872 (623 amino acids)
Biological process (GO): synaptonemal complex assembly; mitotic sister chromatid cohesion; replication-born double-strand break repair via sister chromatid exchange
Cellular component (GO): cohesin complex; synaptonemal complex
Molecular function (GO): protein binding; chromatin binding
Source: RefSeq, a predicted model, not a curated record
AUGUUCUAUUCAGAGACCUUGCUCCAGAAGAGCGGGCCGCUCGCCCGUGUUUGGCUUUCAGCCAACCUGGAGCGCAAGCUGUCAAAGACUCAUAUUCUUCAGUCCAAUGUCACGGACAGUGUAGAGGCCAUCAUCAUGCCUAACCAGGCCCCGAUGGCCCUGCGACUUAGCAGUCAGCUACUUCUUGGUGUUGUGCGAAUCUACCAACGAAAGACGCGUUACCUUUUGGAUGAUUGUAAUGAGGCUAUGAUGAAGAUCAAGAUGGCUUUCCGAUCUUCUGGAAACAACGAUAUGGCCGCCAAUCUCCAGGUCUCUAACCGAGAAGCUUUGACACUUCCCGACAAGAUCACUCCUUACGACAAUUUUGAACUACCACCUCCUCCAGACGCGAACUGGCUUUUGUCUCAAGUCGAGGAUGUUACUACCGCACCAAUUGGCCGCAAAGGUCGCGUUAGCCAGAGAGACAUCAACUUGCAAGAAGACUACGAUAACAGCCAGUUUCUUGGUGAUGGAAUGGGAAUGGAAGAUGAUAUGAUGGCUCCCUUGGGUAACAUCGAUCUGGAAUUGGAUUUUGGUCUCGAUGAUCUCGGCCUUGAAGAGACAGCUCUCGAACCUGAAGGAGGUCGACGGGAAGACCGUACCGCAGCAGGUCCCGAUAUUAACGAUUCGGACCUUGACAUUCCCCAGAAGGACAACCAAGACCGUGCUAUGUCAAUCGACCUUCCUCGGGACGACGUUAUUAUUCAUGAUGGUGGCGAGGACGUUGUUAUGGAGGGUAUGGAACUCGACUUCAACCCAGAAGACGUCUCCCAGAUGCCUGGCAUCGCGGGUCCUGAAUAUCCUCCUCCAAGAAUUUCCGAAUCACCGCUCUCCGAUAUCGACGAAGACCGGGCCGCACAGCUGGAAGAGGACCACUCGAGAUACCAGAUGGCCGAUUUGUAUGAACCCGAAAAUGAAGAAGAGCAAAUUGUCCGACGACCUGCGCAGCGCGCCAAGAAGCAAAAGAUUCUUACUCCCGACGAAGAGAUCGCUCUGUCCAGCAACCAUAUCAAGCAACAACAGGCCAACCGGGACAACAUCAUCAAGGAGGCUGGAUUCCUCCCUCGCGACCCCUUCCUCUUGGCCCUGAUGGAUAUGCAAAAGAGUGGUGGAUUUGUCUCCUCCAUCAUGGGUGACAAGCGAAGCACGAACUGGGCACCCGAACUGCGCGGUAUUCUUUCGCUUGAUACUGCUCGUGGCAUGAACGAGCUUAAGCGCAAGCGAGACAGCGGAAUCGCUGACGUUGAGAGCGACCAUGGCGCAAACAAAUCGCCUCGCAUGCUCGACAUCGGAUCAGACACUGGACUCGGCCUCGAUGCUGGUUUCGGUGAAAUGAGCCUUCCUCCUGAUGAGAGUCGUCAUGAAAUCCCUGCUGAGGGUGAGAUGGAGGACGACGAAGCGCCCACAAUGAUGCCUGGUUUCGAGGACACCACUAUUGCUCUCGUCCACCCUGCAGAGAGUGGCCCUGUUUCGCUGGGUACCAAGCAUGUUGUUCACCAGCUCCGAGACCGCUUCGGUGAUGAUGCGGCCGACAGCCCCAGUAAGCGCACUGACCGAGCAGUUCUCUUCCAGAACCUUUGCCCUCGACAAGAGACCACCAAGGCCGAUGCUACCAAGAUGUUCUUCGAGUGUCUGGUUCUUGCAACCAAGGAUGCUAUCAAGGUCGAGCAGGGCUCUGGUUUGGGCGACGACAUCCGGAUACGAGCCAAGCGUGGACUCUGGGGCGCCUGGGCUGAGAGGGAGGCUGGCGGUGAGAUGUCUCAAGACAACGACGUUCUCAAUGAGCCUGAGCACGCCGCCGCUGCCACCCCCGCAGUCGCUGUCUCGGCGUGA